GUCAUCAUCCAGCUGAUCUGAGUGUAAACAACGUUACAACUUUAUUACAAUCUGCACGAUCUUUAGGUUGUCCAGAGUGGUUAGAUGACACAUUUUUCUACAUCUGACUGGAGGGAAGUGCACUAAAAAAGAGCAGGUCAACGUCUGUCGUCAUCUUUUGGCAGUCAUCACUGACGUACGUCAUCAAACAAAGCCCUACAUCAUGUCUGAUGCUUCCAAGAUUCCCGCUGGCGUCCACGUCCAUUUCAUCAAGGAUGUAGCCAUCUUAUGGUUGAACAAUGGAGAGAACAGAUUCAAUCAAUCAUCAUUGAGAGAGAUAAAUGCGGCUCUGGAUCAAGUGGAAAGAAAUGGACAUGCCAAAGCCAUGAUCAUAACCGGGGUUGGUAAGUUCUUCAGCUGCGGCUUAGACACUGCAUGGAUAAGCCAGCAAGACACCGCAACACUGACUGAGUUCUUUCCUGCUUACGAGAACCUCCUGCAAAGAAUGCUGACGUUCCCGCUAGUGACCCUGGCAGCAAUAAAUGGGCAUGCCUAUGCAGCAGGUGGUAUAAUCGCCAUGGCAUGCGACUACCGCAUCAUGAGGACGCAGCGAGGAUGGAUCUGCUUCCCAGAGAUCAACAUCAAAGUACCCUUCCGCCCUGAAACAGCUUCAUUCCUAAGGAUGAAACUGAAGGACAACAUUGUAUUCCGAGACCUGGUGCUGUAUGGACAACGAUUGACCGCCGAGGAGGCUGUGCAGAGAGCCGUGGUUGAUCAAUGUGUGGAAAUGAAGGACCUUAUCAAUUCAGCAUUAGCCUUCACUACCAAACGCAUCGGGACUGAAGGCUUUGACAGACAAACCUUGCAGCAGAUGAAACAAAACCUGUAUGGAAACUUCUGCCGACAGGACAUAGGAUCUACUGGAAGGAGCAUGAAGGAAGUCAAAGUGAUGUUUACAGAAGCAAACAAGGCGAGACUGUAACAGGCUGCUAGGCAUGUAUGCUUCCGUUUUGAAAGGGCAAGGGCACCAAGGCAUUUUCUCCUUGGUAAAGGGCACCCUUUGAGGAAAUUGUAAACUUCUA
This is a messenger RNA of Asterias rubens (European starfish), 1061 nucleotides long. RefSeq names its product enoyl-CoA delta isomerase 3-like. Bases 203 to 961 code for a protein of 252 amino acids. Gene Ontology annotation, biological process: fatty acid beta-oxidation. The transcript has 6 exons. Gene Ontology annotation, cellular component: peroxisome. The record is from RefSeq and is a predicted model, not a curated record. Gene Ontology annotation, molecular function: enoyl-CoA hydratase activity; delta(3)-delta(2)-enoyl-CoA isomerase activity. NCBI's taxonomy places the organism in Eukaryota, Metazoa, Echinodermata, Asteroidea, Forcipulatida, Asteriidae.